Molecule: messenger RNA, 423 nt
Organism: Rotaria sordida
Lineage: Eukaryota; Metazoa; Rotifera; Eurotatoria; Philodinida; Philodinidae
Source: the annotation of a GenBank genome assembly
AUGCUACUAGUUCACAAAAAAAAAUCGAAAACUGAUGCAAAAGUAAUUCAUGAUAAUGAUGAUGAUAUUUAUCCAACUGUUAAAGUAACACAUGGUGGUGAAUUAGCAGAAAAUGCUACAGAAAGUCAAAAUAAAGAUACUGAUAAUGAUAAAAUAAUUGAAAAACAAGAACAAUCAUCAACAUCGAAAUCUAAACACAAACGAGAACGUAGUGAUGAUAAAGAAUUAUUAUCACCAGCUGAUGAAGAAGAAAAUCGUCCAACUUCUUCUACGCCUUCUCUUGCUCCUCCUGUUACUGCAGAGACAACCAAAGUAAAAAAAUCAUCAUCAGAAACAACAACAAUAGUAUAUACAAAUACUUCUGUGCCACUCCUAUUGGACAUUAUGACGGAUGAUAUUCAUCCAACAAAUCAAUCUGAGUAA